AUGCCUACUCGUCUGACUAAGACAAGGAAACUUCGCGGCCAUGUCUCUGCGGGACACGGUCGCGUAGGAAAGCACCGCAAGCACCCCGGUGGUCGAGGUAUGGCUGGUGGUCAGCAUCACCAUCGUACAAACCUGGACAAGUUUCACCCAGGAUAUUUCGGUAAACUGUGGACCCUCGUGCCUGAGGAGACGCGAAACAAAUAUCUGUCCGAGAACGCCUCCCCGGAUACUGCUCCCGUCAUCGAUUUGCUCUCUUUGGGCUACGCCAAGCUGCUUGGCAAGGGUCGUCUGCCCAACGUGCCCGUGGUGGUCAAGGCGCGAUACGUCAGCAAAGAGGCGGAGCGCAAGAUCACCGAAGUUGGUGGUAGAAUCCAGCUUAUCGCGUAG
Rasamsonia emersonii CBS 393.64 is the source of this 387-nucleotide messenger RNA. RefSeq names its product 60S ribosomal protein L27a. NCBI's taxonomy places the organism in Eukaryota, Fungi, Ascomycota, Eurotiomycetes, Eurotiales, Trichocomaceae. The record is from RefSeq and is a predicted model, not a curated record. The transcript is spliced from 3 exons. Gene Ontology annotation, cellular component: cytosolic large ribosomal subunit; ribosome. Gene Ontology annotation, molecular function: structural constituent of ribosome. Gene Ontology annotation, biological process: translation. The coding region runs from base 1 to 387 and encodes 128 amino acids.